AUGCAGAACGUUUCAGCUGCUGUGUUGAAUUUCAGCCAGGCCAAGAAGCCACGGGGAGACUAUCUCACAGCCCCAUUUGACCCACGCUUUCCAAACGCCAACCAGACCCGCAACUGCUACCAGAAUUACUUGGACUACCACCGCUGCACUAAGGCCCUGGCAGCCAAAGGCAAAGACACCAAGCUGUGUGACUGGUACCGCAAGGUCUACAAAUCCCUGUGUCCUAUUUCCUGGGUGAAGAACUGGGAUGAGCAGCGGGAAGAGGGAACCUUUCCUGGCAAGAUAUGAGCUUCUACUUUGCUUUACGUGAAAAGCCACUCCCUGCCCAGCAGUGCCACAGGUUUCCC
This is a messenger RNA of Eublepharis macularius, 347 nucleotides long. RefSeq names its product cytochrome c oxidase subunit 6B1. Gene Ontology annotation, cellular component: respiratory chain complex IV; mitochondrion. The record is from RefSeq and is a predicted model, not a curated record. The coding region runs from base 1 to 288 and encodes 95 amino acids. Lineage: Eukaryota; Metazoa; Chordata; Lepidosauria; Squamata; Eublepharidae. The transcript is spliced from 3 exons.